Molecule: messenger RNA, 998 nt
Organism: Hylaeus volcanicus
Lineage: Eukaryota; Metazoa; Arthropoda; Insecta; Hymenoptera; Colletidae
Gene: mRpL48
Product: 39S ribosomal protein L48, mitochondrial
Exons: 4
Coding region: 315-839 (174 amino acids)
Cellular component (GO): mitochondrial ribosome
Source: RefSeq, a predicted model, not a curated record
CCAGAAUUACAUUUGGUAUUUACAAUUGCAAUUGUACUCAAGAAAAGUUUCAAAAUAAUAUUAAAAUGCUAGGUGUUUAAUUCUACUCUAAAGGAUUCAUCUAAAAUGUUCCUUUAUUCAGACGAUCCUUAGAAAUAUGUAAUUUGAGAAACAUUGGUAUAAAAGCAGCAUGCAAUGCAAUGCUUAUAGUUAUGACACCUGAUGAUAUCUGAAUCGCUGUUUAUUACAAAUUACUAUUAAUUUAAAGUAAUUGAUUGAAAUCACUUGUACUUAAAAUUUGAAUAUCAAUUCCUUUAUCAUUUCGUCAUUUUGAAAUGGCAUUGAAUGUUAUUAAACAGGUCAUAACGUGUCCUCGUCGUUUUCUAGUAAAUGGGACAUUAAGGUUCUACAGUAUUUACGAGCCUUCAUACUUACAGCAUAAGAGACCAGGGCCACCUCUUUAUCCUACAUUAAACAUACAGCUUAGAGGAUAUGUAUUUCCUCUGCUCGAAUCUUAUCAAUCUUAUAUUUAUAAAGUUGCAGACAUAUUGGAUAUUGAUAUUGAUGAUGGUUAUCCUUUUCCUCAUCGAGAAUAUCAUAUAAAAAAAUAUAAAAAACAAAGCACAGUUGUUGAUAGCGAAUACAAACUUAAAAUGUAUGAAAGAGACAUUAUAAUAUCAAAUGUAGAUUCCCCAAAAUGUCCCCUUUUAAUUAGAAUAAUAGAGGCAGCUUUACCUGAAGGAGUCCAUUUACGCGUAGAUACCUAUACGCCUGAAAUGGAAACUAAACGUUACAUACCUGACAAAGAAUUACUUGACAUGAAGGCUCAAUUAGAAAAUAUGUCAAAGUCAAAAUCGUGAAUAUAUGAAAAAAGACAUUUAGGUAUUACUAAUUUAUAUAGGAGCAGAUGAAUUAUUUAGUAAUACAACUGUAAAACAAUUUUUAUUGUAUAAAAAUUAUGUACAAAAUAUGUGUGUAGAUAUUCGUAUAAAACAAUAUAAAUGCAUGUAAAUACAGUC